UCAGAACCCAAACUUGCAAAGCAUACACAGCAACGCCCUGCCAUGGCCAUCACCUCCACCAACGGUGCCGCUGCGCCCACCCAUGCCGCGAACGGCGCGGGCAACCAGGCUGGCCGCGACCACGUAGUGGUGUUCCCGUUCAUGGCGAAGGGUCACACCCUCCCACUGCUCCACUUCGCCACGGCGCUCACCGUGCACCAAAAGAACCUUCGCAUCACCAUGGUUGUCACGCCCGCCAACCUCGCUUUCGCCCGCAGCCGCCUCCCGGCGUCGGUGCGGCUCGCCGUGCUCCCGUUCCCGUCGCUCCCUCCGCUGCCAUCCAGCGUCGAGUCCACGGACACCCUGCCCGGACCGGACCUCUACCCGACGUUCCUGCGCGCCACGGCGCUCCUGCGGGAGCCCUUCGCGGAGUUCAUGGCGUCGCUCCCGGCCCCGCCGCUCGUGCUCGUCUCCGACUUCUUCCUCGGGUUCACGCACCGCGUCGCGGCCGACGCCGGCGUCCGCCGCAUCGUGUUCCACGGCAUGUCAUGCUUCUCGAUGGCCGCCUGCAAAUCGCUCAUCACGAGCCCGCCGUCGUCCAGCGCCGAGCACGGCGCCAGUUUCCACCUGUCCCGUAUGCCGGAGCACGUAAGGAUCACGGCCGCGGAUGUCCCGGACACGAUCGCCAAGAUCGGCGACGCCGAGGACCCGGUGACUCGGUUCCUUAUCGAUGACAUCGGCGAGUCCGACGCGCGCAGCUGGGGCGUCCUGGUCAACAGCUUCGGCAUGUUGGACGAGGACUACGUAUCGGCCUUCAUGUCAUUCUACCAGCCGGACGCGCGCGCCUGGCUGGUGGGCCCUCUGUUUCUCGCUGCCGGCGACGUGCCGGUGCCGGAGCGCGUGGAGGAGCAGGACCCCGAGGGGUGCCUCGCGUGGCUCGACGAGAUGGCGGAGCGGUCGGAGUCGGUGAUCUACGUGUCGUUCGGCACGCAGGCCCAUGUCUCCGACGAGCAGCUGGACGAGCUGGCGCGCGGGCUGGUGCAGUCCGGCCACCCCUUCCUCUGGGCCGUCCGGUCCGGCACGUGGUCGCCGCCGGUGGACGUGGGGCCGCGCGGAAGGAUCGUCCGCGGGUGGAUCCCCCAGAGGAGCGUGCUGGCUCACCCCGCGGUGGGAGGGUUCGUGAGCCACUGCGGGUGGAACUCGGUGAUGGAGAGCCUGGCAGCGGGGAAGCCCGUUCUGGCAUGGCCACAGAUGGCCGAGCAGCACCUGAACGCGCACCACGUCACGCACAUCGUCGGCGCCGGGGUCAGGAUAAUGGCCGCCGCCGGCGCGGGGGGCGUCGGCGUGGUGGACAGGGCGGAGGUGGAGCGCAAGGUAAGGAGGCUGAUGGACGCCGGCGACGCGGACGGGCAGAAAAUGCGGGCCAAGGCGGCCUGGGCUCAGAAGGCGGCCAAGUCAGCGGUGAGCGACGGUGGCACCUCACGUGUCGCGUUGCUGAAGCUGGUGGAGGAGCUGCAGGGGAGCUACUGUGGCGUCAUCGAGGAUCAGUCCUGAUCAAAUCAAGCGCCGGCGACGGGUAGGAUAUGGACGCGCGUGGUUUGUGAAAAUAACUUCACCUGCUGUGUACGUCACCGGUGUGUAAGUGCUCCUCCAUGUAUUAAUUGUGUAGCGACGUGACCGUGCAGUUCUCAAGCUGCUGGUCGUUUGCUUCAUUUUAGCUAUAUAUACUAGAAGUAGCAAAGAUUUUCGUGUGUUACAACGGGAUAAUAAAACCGUGAUUUCUAAAU
Hordeum vulgare subsp. vulgare (domesticated barley) is the source of this 1766-nucleotide messenger RNA. Its product is annotated as scopoletin glucosyltransferase-like. Gene Ontology annotation, molecular function: UDP-glycosyltransferase activity. The record is from RefSeq and is a predicted model, not a curated record. The transcript has a single exon. Bases 43 to 1533 code for a protein of 496 amino acids. Lineage: Eukaryota; Viridiplantae; Streptophyta; Magnoliopsida; Poales; Poaceae.